Menidia menidia (Atlantic silverside) is the source of this 2364-nucleotide messenger RNA. NCBI's taxonomy places the organism in Eukaryota, Metazoa, Chordata, Actinopteri, Atheriniformes, Atherinopsidae. The record is from the annotation of a GenBank genome assembly.
AAAAAAAGUGACCGUUACAUUUUUCUCGCCCGAGUCCCUGCCCGCUCUCAAAAUGGCCACUGGACGUUGUGGGGGGCUGGCGGCACCCCGUUGGCUCUGAUGCGGCGGAGGGCAGGGAUCCGGAGCGGACCUCCAUCAUAAUCUGCGCGUCCACGUCUCCGGCCCGGCUCCUCCGGGUUUAAGGGGGUGGUGGUGGUGGGGGGGGGGGGGGUCAGCCAUGCAGGCCAACACGACGCGAGGCUUCCUGUGGUCGGACGUGGAGACGCGGACCUUGUUGAACAUCUGGGGGGAGCAGGACAUCCAGGCGGCGCUGGACGGAAACUUCCGAAACAGCUUCGUGUACCGAGACGUGUCCCGCCGGCUGGCGGCCACGGGCUUCGACCGGACCCCGGAGCAGUGCCGCGUGCGCAUCAAGAGCCUCAAGAGGCAGUACCUGCUGGCCAAGGAGGGCAACCUGCGGAACAACGGCCAGUAUCACAAGAUCUGCAAGUUCUACGACGCCAUGGAGAGGAUUUUAAGCAACCGGCCGGCCCUUGACCCCCGGGAGUUGAUGGACGGAGGAGGGGGGGCAGCGGAGGAGGCCGGGGAUGGGCUGGAGGAGGAUGGAGAGGAUGCUCAGGACGGCUACUCGGAAAGCAUGGGAGAGUGUCUUUACCCCGCAGAGAGCGAGGUCAAGCUGGAAUACCCAAACGUCCCCAUCCCGGUUCCGGUUAAAGUGACAGUGGGCAGUCACAGCUCCACGGUGAGGCCGCAUCACAGCGGUCAGUCGGCCGGGGGCCUGCCGGUCAGGACGCCCAAGCGUCCCCGGAAGCGGCGCUCCACCUUCCCCAUGGAGAGGCUGAUGGAGCAGUUCCUGCAGCAGAGCGCGCAGGCGGAGGACGCCUUCUACCGCGUGGAGGAGCAGCGGCUGGCGGCCGAGGACGGCCGGCGGGAGGCCGAGCACGCCCGGGAGCUGCACAUGCUCCAGAUGCUGGGCCAGAUGUUCUCCGCCGUCUCCUCUGCCGCCACCCCCACCAAGGCCGCCCCUCCGCCCCGGCCCCCGGUCAUUUCCUCCGCCUCCCUGUCGCACCACCUGGGCCCGUCCGGCCACGCCCGCCGCCCCUCGCCCCUGACCGACUGCCCGGGCCAGCAGAGCCGGCCGCAGAGCACAGAUCCCCAGACUUUAGGUAUUAGCGGCGGCGGCGCGCGAGGACCCGAGCUGGAGCCGUCGAGAGGGGGGGGGGGUCACUAUGGGUCGCCCGGCUGGGGGGCGGGGUCACUCGUGUUUGAGCGCUACUACAGUUUGGGCUCCUCGGCGCACAGAGGCAUGGACGAUGACCUCCCCUCACUAGUGAAGAGCAUAGUCCCUCCACUGACUUCCAAAAAGCACAAGGGGCAAGAUGGCCGUAUUGGGAUUAUUGGAGGAUGCCAAGAGUAUGUAAAACGAGCUGUCCUCAAUACAGAGCCGCUCAGCGGACCUCGGUGUGACUCAUACACUGGAGCUCCAUAUUUCGCCGCCAUCUCCGCACUGAAAGUGGGGGCUGACUUGUCCCAUGUAUUCUGCACCAAAGAUGCUGCUACUGUAAUCAAAUCCUACAGCCCCGAACUCAUAGUUCAUCCUGUUUUGGACAGUCCUCAUGCAGUGGAGGAAAUAGAAAAGUGGCUCCCAAGGCUUCAUGGACUAGUGGUGGGACCAGGUCUAGGUAGAGAAGACCUUUUGCUAAAAAACGCCAAGGAAGUCAUAGAAAGAUCCAAAGCAAGAGACAUCCCGAUAGUCAUCGAUGCAGAUGGAUUAUGGCUGGUUACACAGCAACCAUCUGUUAUCCAAGGCUACCCCAAAGGCAUCCUCACGCCCAACAUCAUGGAGUUCACCCGGCUGUACGAGGCACUGCACCACGAGCCCAUGAACAGCACUGACCUCAAGAGCAGUGUCCUGCAGCUCAGCGGGGCUCUGGGUAACCUCACUCUGGUGCUGAAGGGUGAACAGGAUCUCAUUACAGACGGCAGCAAGGUGUACUCGUGCAGUGUGGAGGGCAGCGGGAGGAGAUGUGGUGGACAGGGUGACCUCCUGUCCGGGUCCAUGGGAGUCCUGGCUCACUGGGCACACUCUGCCUCCACGGCAGGCCGGAUCAGAGGCUUGAAUCCGUCAGUGGUUGCAGCCUUUGGUGCCUGUUCGCUCACCAGACAGUGCAACAGCCAAGCGUUUCAGCGGCACCGCAGGUCCACAACCACCUCAGACAUGAUCCAGGAGAUUGGAACAGCCUUCAGGAAGCUGUUUGAAAGCUGAAAAAACUACAGCUCGUUGCAUAAAGAUCUAGAGUAAAUGUAUGAGCAGGCUUUUUUUUUUUAAUGGCCUUUUAGAUAUGGAGGAUUGUGGAUUUUCAA